AAACUGGUGGUUUCAAAGCCCGACAUCGAUCAGUGCUUUCCAAUCAGAAAGAAAUCCACACCAAAAUGCAGAUUAUAAUAAGAGAGAGAAAACAUAUCCCAAUCCCCCUACUUCUCUCUCUUUUUUGCCAUUAACCAGCUGUAAGAACAGUCGCUGCUUUCAGCUAUGGAGUCUCAAGGCCUUGGCAGAAACAUACGGGUAGGUUAUACAAUGCACACGAAAUCCGACUCGGAUGUUACAAGUCUCGACCCGUUGUCGCCGCCGCGGUCUCCACGGCGGCUCCUCUACUACGUGCAGAGCCCGUCGCAGCACGAUGUAGAGAAAAUGUCGUAUGGGUCAAGCCCUAUGGGUUCUCCACAUCACUACCAUUGCUCUCCCAUUCACCACUCUCGUGAAUCAUCCACCACCAGAUUCUCAGCUUCUCUCAAAAACCCUAGGAACGCUACAGCUUGGAAAAAAAUACACAGAGAGCUCGACGAGGGAGACAAAGACAACGACGAUGAAGACGCAAGUCCGUGGGAUUCCGGCGACGUCAAGAGGUUCUAUGUGGUUUGUUUUGUUUUUUCAUUCGUUGUUCUGUUCACGGUGUUUUCCUUGAUCUUGUGGGGCGCAAGCAAGCCAUACAAACCCAUAAUCUCCAUGAAGAGUAUAGUGUUCGAAAGCUUUAAUAUACAAGCAGGGAUGGACAACUCGGGAGUGGCAACAGAUAUGAUGUCAUUGAAUUCGACGGUCAAGAUUCGAUUCCGGAACCCAGCAAACUUCUUCGGCGUCCAUGUCACUUCCACCCCGCUUCAACUUUACUAUUAUCAGCUCCAGCUGGCCUCUGGUUAUAUGGAAAAGUUCUACCAGUCGAGGAAGAGUCAGCGGGUGAUAACAGUGAUGGUGAAGGGGAGCCAAGUGCCGCUUUACGGAGGUGUAUCUGCGGUUAACGGUGGAGUAAAACAGGACCUACAGAGUAUCCAGGUGCCGUUGAACCUGACGUUCCUGGUUAGGUCGAGGGCUUACGUUCUCGGGAAGCUUGUGAAGCCCAAGUUCUACAGGACCAUCCGUUGCGCCGUCACCUUGCAAGGCAACCGGCUCGGCAAGCCACUCUCCUUGCUCAAUUCUUGUUUUUAUCAAUGAACCUUUUUAAACUGUUACUCAUCAAAUGGAACUCUCAAACUCCUUAUUGAUCGUCUUAUGAGUAUUAUUAAUUACCUGUUUUAUAA
Messenger RNA from Macadamia integrifolia, 1208 nucleotides. RefSeq lists its product as uncharacterized. Bases 166 to 1122 code for a protein of 318 amino acids. The record is from RefSeq and is a predicted model, not a curated record. Lineage: Eukaryota; Viridiplantae; Streptophyta; Magnoliopsida; Proteales; Proteaceae. The transcript has 3 exons.